AUUUCCGAGCUAGUUCCCAAGUGCCACCCUCUGGGCAGCUUUGAGCAGAUGGAAGCAGUCAACAUUGCUCAGACUCCUGCAGAACUCUUCAAUGCUAUUAUAGUGGAUACUCCUCUGGCUGAAUUUUUCCAAGACUGCUUGUCAGAAAAUGACAUGGAUGAGAUGAAUAUUGAAAUUAUGCGCAACAAGCUUUACAAGUCCUACCUUGAAGCAUUUUACAAGUUAAGCAAACGUCUCGGAGGGACCACCGAAGAAAUUAUGUGUCCUAUGCUCGAGUUUGAAGCAGACAGACGGGCAUUUAUUAUCACUAUAAACUCUUUUGGCACUGAGCUUAACAAGGAAGACAGAAAGACCUUGUACCCAACAUGUGGGAAGCUGUACCCAGAGGGGCUGGGAUUGCUCGCCAACGCUGAGGACUACGAGCAAGUGAAAAGCAUAGCUGGAUAUUAUGCUGAGUAUAGAGCUCUGUUUGAAGGGAUUGGAACUGGAAGUGGAGAGAAGACAUUGGAAGACAAGUUUUUUGAGCAUGAAGUUAAAAUGAAUGUGCUGGCGUUCAACAAUCAGUUCCACUUUGGUGUCUUCUACGCUUAUGUGAAGCUAAAGGAACAGGAAUGUCGGAAUGUUAUCUGGAUUGCUGAAUGCAUUUCUCAGAGGCACAGAACAAAGAUUAAUAAUUACAUUCCUAUUCUGUAG
Messenger RNA from Staurois parvus, 693 nucleotides. NCBI's taxonomy places the organism in Eukaryota, Metazoa, Chordata, Amphibia, Anura, Ranidae. The record is from the annotation of a GenBank genome assembly.